Molecule: messenger RNA, 1466 nt
Organism: Eptesicus fuscus (big brown bat)
Lineage: Eukaryota; Metazoa; Chordata; Mammalia; Chiroptera; Vespertilionidae
Gene: NTF3
Product: neurotrophin 3
Exons: 2
Coding region: 211-1023 (270 amino acids)
Biological process (GO): negative regulation of neuron apoptotic process; regulation of neuron differentiation; nerve development
Molecular function (GO): nerve growth factor receptor binding; growth factor activity
Source: RefSeq, a predicted model, not a curated record
UGAAGGCUCCUCUCUCUACCGAACAGCUCCGCGCGCGGCCCCACGAGAGAGCCCGGAGCAACUACUUUCCUCCCUUUCCUUUCUUUCUCCUUUUUUCUCCCCCCACUGCUGGGGAGUGGCGGCGGCGGGGUGGGGGAGACUUUGAAUGACCAAGCUUGCGCCCACCUUUCUCUUCAUGUCGACGUCUCUGGAAACAGUCACACGGAUGCCAUGGUUACUUCUGCCACGAUCUUACAGGUGAACAAGGUGAUGUCCAUCUUGUUUUAUGUGAUAUUUCUCGCUUAUCUCCGUGGCAUCCAAGGUAACAACAUGGAUCAAAGGAGUUUGCCAGAAGACUCGCUAAAUUCCCUGAUUAUUAAGCUGAUCCAGGCAGAUAUUUUGAAAAACAAGCUUUCCAAGCAGAUGGUGGACGUUAAGGAGAACUACCAGAGCACGCUGCCCAAAGCAGAGGCCCCCCGAGAGCCGGAGCAGGGCGAGCCCGCCAAGUCAGAGUUCCAGCCGAUGAUUGCAAUGGACACGGAAUUGCUGCGGCAACAGAGACGCUACAACUCCCCCCGGGUCCUGCUGAGCGAUAGCACCCCCUUGGAGCCCCCUCCCUUGUAUCUCAUGGAGGAUUACGUGGGCAACCCCGAGGUGGCGAACAGAACAUCACGGCGGAAGAGGUACGCAGAGCACAAGAGUCACCGAGGGGAGUACUCCGUGUGUGACAGCGAGAGUCUGUGGGUGACAGACAAGUCAUCGGCCAUCGACAUUCGGGGACACCAGGUCACGGUGCUGGGGGAGAUCAAAACGGGCAACUCUCCCGUCAAACAAUAUUUUUAUGAGACGAGAUGUAAAGAAGCCAGGCCUGUCAAAAACGGUUGCAGGGGGAUUGACGAUAAACACUGGAACUCUCAGUGCAAAACAUCCCAAACCUAUGUCCGAGCACUGACGUCAGAAAACAAUAAACUCGUAGGCUGGCGAUGGAUACGGAUAGACACCUCCUGUGUGUGUGCCUUGUCAAGAAAGAUCGGAAGAACAUAGAUUGGCAUCUCUCCCUAUAUAUAAAUUAUUACUUUAAAUUAUAUGAUAUGCAUGUAGCAUAUAAAUGUUUAUAUUGUUUUUAUAUAUUAUAAGUUGACCUUUAUUUAUUAAACUUCAGCAACCCUACAGUAUAUAAGCUUUUUUUUUCUCAAUAAAAUCCGUGUGCUUGCCUUCCCUCAGGCCUCUCCCAUCUGUUAAACCUUAUUUUGUGACCCAGCUCUUGGGAGCCGCUCUGUAAAAUCUGUGUACACCAGUAUUUUGCAUUCAGUAUUGUCAAGGCCAUGACUGUCGUUUUAGUAAACUUGUUAAAAUCAGAUGAUGUCAGAGUUGUGUAUAGACACAGUAAUAUCCCCCUCCUGGUAUACUUCAUGUUUGAUUAAUUAAAAGAACUGUUUUCACCUCCAUUGAAAACAUCACCAGUAGCUUUGAGCCCCAUGCUUAAU